Laetiporus sulphureus 93-53 is the source of this 2157-nucleotide messenger RNA. RefSeq names its product vacuolar amino acid permease. Gene Ontology annotation, cellular component: fungal-type vacuole membrane. The transcript is spliced from 21 exons. NCBI's taxonomy places the organism in Eukaryota, Fungi, Basidiomycota, Agaricomycetes, Polyporales, Laetiporaceae. The record is from RefSeq and is a predicted model, not a curated record. Gene Ontology annotation, biological process: transmembrane transport; basic amino acid transport. Gene Ontology annotation, molecular function: basic amino acid transmembrane transporter activity. The coding region runs from base 259 to 2157 and encodes 632 amino acids.
GUGAUUUGGCCAACAAUUACGAGGAGAUUUUGCAGAAUGCCAAUGCUAACCAAAGCAUGGAGCUCACCAAGUGCAUGUUAUACGAUCCCGGAAAAGCCGUUGCCGAUGAUGCCGCUGCUCGAUGGCGCUUGAGAACGCCAUCCACUGCGUCUCUCUAUAUAUAAGUGCACUGCCGACGAGGCAAAGGCGAUGUUUACCCGAAGUGUCGACUCAACUGUCAAAGCUUUUCACGGUCGUUGACUGAUUGUCCGCGGCACUAUGAAGGCCAAAUCCAAAGUAUCGGUCUUGACGCGGAGCGCAUCUGCCGUUGAACGUGAACCGCUGCUGGAAGCUGCUUCUGCCCAGCCCAGUGCUCUUGCGGGAGCGGUGCUAUCACCUCUCGAUACCAAGGAUUUUUCAAGAGUCGGGCCGUUGGACAUAUCGCGUUCCACUCGCUAUGGCAUCUUGGCUGGCAUAUGGGCAGGAACGUUUCUUUCGUCACUCAAUACGACGCUCGUGGCUACCCUUCUUCCCUCGAUCUCCUCUGAAUUCAACAAAUCUCAUCAAGCCCAUUGGCUUGGUACUGCCUAUCUGCUAGCCACCUCCACAUUCACUCCUUUGUAUGGGCGGUUGUGUAAUGUCAUGGGUCGGAGAGGCGCGAACCAGGUUGCAGUGUUCUUUGCAGCUCUCGGUACGGCUGCGUGCGGCUUGUCUGGGAGUAUGGAGGUGCUGAUAGCAGCGAGAUUCCUCGGGGGCCUGGGAGGUGGAGGAAUAAACACCACUGCGACGAUCAUUACGAGCGAUAUGUACAGUUUGAGGUCUAGAGGUCUUACGCAGGGCGUUUCCGCUGUCUUCAACAGUCUUGGGAUGGGACUUGGUGGCCCUCUAGGUGGCUUCAUAAGCGAUAGGUUUGGCUGGAGAUGGGCGUUUCUCAUGCAACUUCCGCUCUUCUUGAUCUCGUUCAUUUUGACAUCCGUCAACCUCAACUAUGUCACUCCAGGUAAAGGCAAGAGCACUCGCGAAGUCCUAAAACGCAUUGAUUAUGGUGGAAGCUUCACCCUGAUGGGCGCGGUCCUAUCUGUGCUCGUGUUUUUAAGCACUCGCUUCAGCGAAGAACACCCGUGGUCUUUUCCUUCCGUCUACGUCCCAGUAAUCUCUGCUGUCGUUUUCUCGAUAGCCUUUGUGGUCUUUGAGAUAUGCAUCGCGCCCGAGCCUGUCCUCGCGCCAUACCUGCUGAGGCAGAAGAUACCGGUGCUCGUCGGGACGAGCAACUUCCUCGUGGCAACAUGCAACUUCACUGUCAUGUACAAUUUUCCCACAUGGUUUCAGACGGUGUUGCUUACGAGCGCGAGCGAGGCGGGUGCACACUUGAUACCGAAUGGCGUAUCGAUCUCGAUGGGCUCGCUGUUUGCGGGAUGGGUGAUGCAUCGCACGGGCAAGUACAAGCUACUAAACUUGAUCUUCGGCCUGUUUCCUUUCACUGCAGCGAUCCUCCUGAGUCUCAUGCGCGAGGAUUCGCCGCCGGCGCAGCUCUGGCUCAGCAUCAUCCCUCUGGGUUUUGGCAAUGCUGUCGUGCUGCAGACCAUGCUCAUCGCCCUCCUCGCGCACUUGCCCGAGUCGUCGAUGGCUGUAGGCACCGGAUUCGGGCAGCUAUUCCGUGGCAUCGGCCAGGUCUCUGGCGUAGCCGUCUCUGCCGCGCUCUUCCAUUCCGUCCUGAACGCCGAACUGCACAAACGCAUCCAAGGUCCCGACGCUGAAGAGAUGAUCAACAAGAUCCGACACUCUACGACACUGGUGGCGAGGCUUCCUCCUGACCUCCAACGCAUCGCGAGAGAUUCGUACGCCAUGGGCUUGCGCGCCGUGUUCCUCAUGGCGGCGUGCUCGACGUUCCUGGCAUACAUCGCCCGUCUGCCGAUACCCGACAAAGCGCUGGAGCGCUCUACCCGGCGGCCCCAGGACGAUAUAGAUGCGAACGGCUCUUCGACUGAAGAAGGUGCCGAGGAUAUCGAAGAAAUAGUAGACGCAUACAAAGACGAUGACGAGAACGACGACGACGAUACUUAUCCGCCGGUGAGCACACAGGGACCGGUAUCCAGGCGCCUGUCGAUGUACGAGUCUUUCGACGGCGGGAUGGACCUGGAGAGCGAUGUGAUCAGUGGCUCCGCACGGCGCCGGUAG